CUCUCUCUCUCUCUCUCUCUCUCAUUUAUAAAGCUUCGUCUUCUUCCUCCUACUGCUUAGUAAAAGUACUGCGGCUAUACAUGUACAGCAUGAGCUUCUUGACGCUACAAAGCUUAAUUCCUUGUACCGGUAAGUAUGGAACCGUUACUCUCUUUUUGCUCGCUCUACUCUCCCCGAAUAUUCCUUGGGCGGUGGCCCAGACCAGUACGGACGAGGAAAACUACGGCCGGUACGCCAAGCUCAGUCCCUCCAUGGCGAUAAUCGUUGUCGUUCUUGUUGCGGCUCUAUUCUUCAUGGGGUUCUUCUCCAUAUACAUCCGCCGCUGCAACAGCGGCCAGUCCGCCAACAGUAUCCGUGGUGGUAUUCUCUCGAGGCGGGGAGCCACAGCCGCGCGUGGGCUCGACCCGGAGGUGAUCGAGACCUUCCCUACCCUGGUCUAUUCCGUCGUCAAGGGGCUCAAGAUCGGGAAAGGCGCCCUGGAGUGCGCCGUGUGCUUGAACGAGUUCGCCGAGGACGAGACGCUGCGUCUGAUCCCGAAGUGCGACCACGUGUUCCACCCGGAGUGCAUCGACGUCUGGUUGGCUUCCCACACAACCUGUCCCGUCUGCCGAGCAAACCUCGUCCCUCAACCUGGAGACUCAGUACACCCUUUCCCCAGGUUGGACACCGACUCAGACCUCGAAGCCCAAAACGAAGUCGCCGUCGAAUCAUCAAACGCAGAAACAGAACGAGAACAAAGAGUACCCCAAGAGACGGUGGUUAUAGACGUAAAGCAAACGCUGAAUCGGAAUCGGACCCGGGGGUCAAGGUCGAGCCGUUGGUCCACCCGGAUGUUCCCGUUUCCACGUUCACACUCGACGGGUCACUCUUUCAUCCAACCGGGAGAGAACACGGAACGGUUCACAUUGAGGUUGCCGGUGGAGGUGAGGAAACAGAUAAUGAACCAGAAACUGAACCGGACCACGAGUAUGGUGUUCUUGCCAAGGGAAGGGAGUUCGAGGCGGGGAUACAGAACAGGUGGGGAAGGUAGUAGCAGAGGGAAGAGGAUGGAGAAACCGGACCAGAUGAGUAAAUCGGACCGGUGGGCAUUUUUUACGAGAGCAUGGUCGAUGAAGUCACCAAAGGUGGCGGCUAAUAAUGAUGGAGAGGGCACCUCAUCUCAACCGGCGGGCGAGGGAUCAGUGAGUGACUCGGUUCGACCCCAUGUAUAGGAACAAAUUAAAUUAUAUUAUGUGUAAAUUUCUUUCAAAUAUCUUUGCUUUUUGUUUGGUUUAUUUUCUAGAGUUAUGUGUAUUAUUAUGGAAUGUAAUCGGAAAGUGACCAAUAUCCUGAGACGUAAGAAAGUCGACAUGAACAAGGGAUGAUGCCUUUACUGCACAGCCAGCAAAGUUUGACAUAAAACAAAAAGCUCAAAAGCAGGCACCUCCUAGAUAGUUUAGGUUGAUCCCCACGGGGCACCACCAUAUGUAACGUGAGAUGCAGGGCAUGCUAGAUUGUGGUCCGAAAUCUGUGUUGUAGCAAGGCAAGUUAAUGGGUGUAGGGGAGCCAGCAGCAUGCAGCAGCUAAGUACGUAGGCUGUGACUUUGCAGCUCUUCAUCAUUUGCCAUCUUUGCAUUGCUUGUUUGCCCAUUUUAAGUGGCUUGCUUCUUGGCCA
This is a messenger RNA of Carya illinoinensis, 1654 nucleotides long. Its product is annotated as E3 ubiquitin-protein ligase ATL6. The record is from RefSeq and is a predicted model, not a curated record. The transcript has a single exon. Bases 81 to 1211 code for a protein of 376 amino acids. NCBI's taxonomy places the organism in Eukaryota, Viridiplantae, Streptophyta, Magnoliopsida, Fagales, Juglandaceae.